Messenger RNA from Cuscuta epithymum, 820 nucleotides. The record is from the annotation of a GenBank genome assembly. Lineage: Eukaryota; Viridiplantae; Streptophyta; Magnoliopsida; Solanales; Convolvulaceae.
CUUUCUUCUUAGGAUCAGAUCAAUCUUUCCAUUAAAAGGCCACAUAUCCACUCAUCUACCCUCGCCAACGGUGCGCCGUGUACGCCCGUGUAUCAAUCAUUCAACCAAUCUGAAAAUCUGAUUCAAUUGCGCCCAAUUUUCAUGGCUUCCACAGCCUCACUUCUCGUGCCAACGCUUCCAGUCCGCUCUUCGUCUAGCAAGCCGCGCAGUUCUAGAGCUUCGCCCGCGGCUCUGACCGGCCGGAGGCAGUGGCUGCUGCUGCUGCUCACCGCUACGACGACGCUGAAGGGCACGGAGCUGCCGUCGAGAGCGGAAAAAAUCGGCCUGUUCGGCGUCAGGAAAAGAAUAGAGAAGCUGGAGGAGGAAGCGGAGCUGCUGGUGAAGGAAGGUUUCGAGAUGGCGGACAAGGGAAUUGAAGCCGCAGAGAGGGAGAUUGAAUCGGCGGAGGAAGAGAUCGAAGCUGCGGUGAGUUUCGGAGGUUUGGCGCAAGCUGGUGUGGUCGCUGGAGCGGAAUUGAUUGGAAUUCUGAUCGCCACUUCCGUCGUUAGCGGCAUUUUAGGGCCUGAAGCUAAAAAAUCGUGAUUCGUGAGGAUUGUCUUUGCAAUUGUUUUUAUUUGCUCGCAUCGUUGUACUCCCAUAUCCAAUUUUACCUUGUCCACUUCAUUGUUAGGAAAUUUCAUUGAUACUGGUUACAUUUUCUAGUUUUUUGAUCCAUAUAUUUGUGAUGUAAACCUGUUUUUCAUUGAAAUAGUUACUCUACCUGAAGUGCCUUCAAUAUAGUUUAAAUGCAAUUUUUAUAAAGGAAAAAAAUGAUAAUGAG